Messenger RNA from Seminavis robusta, 594 nucleotides. The record is from the annotation of a GenBank genome assembly. Lineage: Eukaryota; Bacillariophyta; Bacillariophyceae; Naviculales; Naviculaceae.
AUGGAAAGAUACCAGUCGGUCACGCUUAGCGGCGACAUCAUGAAGGUGAAUAAGAUUCCCUUCAUGGUAACAAUCAACACAGCCAUUAAAUUCGGCACAACGGAAGUCAUUAAGAACCAAAAGGCAACAACCAUCAUGACCGCCAUCACGCAUGUCUACAACGUGUAUAGAGGACGCGGCUUCAACGUGAAAGACAUGGGAAUGGACGGCGAGUUCGAACCACUCCGUGGCAACCUUGCAUCCAUCGGCAUCACCCUCAACACAGCAUCACGUGAUGAGCAUGUUCCUGACAUCGAGCGCAGGAUACGGACAAUCAAGGAGCGGGCAAGGUCGACAUACAACACCCUGCCAUUCAACAAACUACCUGCACAAAUGACAGUGCAGAUGGUGUACCACAGCAACUUCUGGCUGAACGUUUUCACUCCGUCUCCAGGAGUGUCUGGGCUAAUCAGUCCACGUGAGCUGAUGACUGGCCAACGAAUCGACUACAACAAACACUGCAAGCUCGAGUACGGAGCCUAUGCACAAGUCCACGAGCAGCAUGACAACUCGAUAACUUUUAGGAGCGAGAGCUCUGGAUCCCGUCAGAGAUAG